CUACCUAGCUCAGUGCAUAUAUUUAAACACCAUAGCUACCACACUAACAGUACCAGAGAAAAACUAAAAUUAAUCAUCAAUAUCCAUGGAAGGAAGAAACUUCCUUAGAUAUCUUUUCUUUCUCAUGAGCAUAAUUUUGCUCUUAAUUUUCACUUUUUUAAACUUACCAUCACCUCUUUCUCACACAGCUGAGUUAUUAGACUGCACCACUUAUUCUCCAUGGUGCACUUCAAAUAAAAAGCUUUUUUUCCAAGGCAAAAAACACUACACCAAUUUCCCAAAUCACCCUUUAGAUCCAUUAACAAUCGACGAAAUUAAAAAAGUGAAAAAAAUCGUUAAUUCGAUAGACCAAUUUAAUAAAAAAGUUUAUGUUAUUCACUCUAUGGUACUUGAAGAGCCGGCAAAAGAGGUGGUGGUGACGUGGCGGAAAGGUCACCAGCUUCCGCCACGUAAGGCUUCGGUGGUUGCACGUGCACUCGGUGUUGUGCACGUGCUUACGGUUGAUAUUGAGACGGGUCGGGUGACCCGACGUGAAACGGGUGAUUAUUCGGGUUACCCGAUUAUGACUAUUGAGGAUAUGGUUACGGCAACUUCUGCCCCGCUUAUGAACGCUGAUUUUAACCGUACGAUUGUACAGCGUGGCGUUGAUUUGGCUGAUCUUGCAUGUUUGCCCAUCGCUUCUGGUUGGUAUGGGAAAGUUGAGGAGAAAAGAAGAGUCAUCAAAGUACAGUGCUAUACAAUGGAGGACACUAUUAAUUUCUACAUGAGACCCAUUGAAGGACUAACAGUACUUCUUGAUUUAGACACCCAACAAGUUAUAGAAAUUUUAGAUGAAGGAAAAAACAUACCAAUAGCAAAGGCCGCCAACACAGACUAUCGCUUCUCAAGUAAUCAAAAACACACACAAAAAAUAAACUUACUCAAACCAAUAUCUAUAGAACAACCAAAUGGUCCAAGUUUCACUAUAGAAAACAACCAUAUAGUAAAAUGGGCAAAUUGGGAAUUUCACCUCAAACCCGACCCGAGAGCUGGGGUGGUUAUUUCCCGGGUCAUGAUCCAAGAUCCGGAUUCGGGGAAAAUGAGAAAUGUUAUGUAUAAAGGUUUUACGUCAGAGUUAUUUGUGCCUUAUAUGGAUCCAUCUGAUGCAUGGUAUUUUAAGACGUAUAUGGAUGCGGGUGAAUACGGGUUUGGGCUUCAAGCUAUGCCACUUGAACCGUUAAAUGAUUGUCCACGUAAUGCAUAUUAUAUGGAUGGUGUAUUUGUGGCAGCUGAUGGAACCCCAUAUGUUCGAGAAAAUAUGAUUUGUGUAUUUGAGAGAUAUGCUGGUGAUAUUGGAUGGCGACAUGCUGAAUCUCCCAUAACUGGUUUGCCGAUUAGGGAAGUGAGACCGAAGGUGACGUUAGUGGUGAGAAUGGCAGCGUCAGUGGCCAACUAUGAUUACAUUGUUGAUUGGGAGUUCCAGACUGAUGGACUUAUCCGAGCUAAGGUUGGACUAAGUGGAAUAUUGAUGGUGAAAGGCUCUCCAUAUGUGAACAUGAACCAAGUGAACCAAAACGAGUAUCUCUACGGCACCCUCUUAUCUGAAAACAUAAUUGGAGUCAUCCAUGAUCAUUACAUAACAUUCCAUCUGGACAUGGACAUCGAUGGUCCGUCGAACAAUUCUUUCGUGAAGGUGAAUCUCCAGAAGGCGAUGACUUCUCCUGGAGAAUCACCGCGAAGAAGCUACUUAAAAGCUGUUCGAAAUGUGGCUAAAACUGAAAAGGAUGCACAGAUUAAGCUCAAGCUAUAUGAUCCUUCAGAAUUCCAUGUGAUUAAUCCUAAUAAGAAGUCAAGAGUUGGGAACCCUGUUGGUUACAAAGUGGUUCCUGGUGGAACUGCAGCAAGUUUACUUGACCAUGAUGAUCCUCCACAGAAGAGAGGUGCAUUUACUAAUAACCAAAUUUGGGUCACACCUUAUAAUGAGUCUGAGCAAUGGGCUGCUGGCUUGUUCGUUUACCAAAGUCAAGGUGAUGAUACUCUUGCUGUUUGGUCUGACAGAGACAGGCCAAUUGAGAACAAAGACAUAGUGGUGUGGUAUACAUUAGGGUUCCAUCAUAUUCCAUGCCAAGAGGAUUUCCCAAUCAUGCCAACAGUAUCAUCAAGCUUUGAGAUAAAGCCAGUGAAUUUCUUUGAGAGCAAUCCUAUUUUGAGGAUUCCACCUAAUUCUCCAAAGGACCUGCCAAUUUGCAAAGCUGCUGCUUCUGCUUGAUGGAUCAAUUUCUCGUCAAAAUAGAAAGCCUCUAGACAUGGAUUUCUAUUAUCUUAGUCUUAAAUCUUAAUGAAUAAAAAGUGAAUUCUAAUCUGUGAAUAUCUACUAGUUGUGAUUUUAUUGUUGUAAUUAUUCUAAGUGAAGCCCAAGAUUGCCAAAGAAUUCAUAAUUUUAUAUAUGGAAUGUUAACCUUGGGUGACGUGAA
This is a messenger RNA of Lycium ferocissimum, 2453 nucleotides long. Its product is annotated as amine oxidase [copper-containing] gamma 2-like. The coding region runs from base 86 to 2248 and encodes 720 amino acids. NCBI's taxonomy places the organism in Eukaryota, Viridiplantae, Streptophyta, Magnoliopsida, Solanales, Solanaceae. Gene Ontology annotation, biological process: amine metabolic process. The transcript is spliced from 5 exons. The record is from RefSeq and is a predicted model, not a curated record. Gene Ontology annotation, molecular function: primary methylamine oxidase activity; quinone binding; copper ion binding.